CGUCACGGCAGCUGCCAUCGCCAUGAACAGCGUCGGGGAGGCUUGCACUGACAUGAAGCGAGAGUACGACCAAUGCUUCAACCGCUGGUUUGCUGAGAAGUUCCUCAAAGGGGACGGCUCCGGGGACCCGUGCACCGACCUCUUCAAACGCUACCAACAGUGCGUCCAGAAAGCAAUCAAGGAGAAGGAGAUUCCAAUUGAAGGCCUGGAGUUCAUGGGCCAUGGCAAAGAAAAGCCUGAAAACUCCUCUUGACCUGCCUGUCACUUGGAAGAAGUCAGUAAAGUGAGAGCCUCUGGAUUUGGUCAGGACGGCUGUGAAGCUCAUGGGAUUGGGAGAGUGGAGGAGAGUUCUCCGUCCUGGAGGUCUCCUCCACUCUGAAGGAGCAGCUGUCACUCCUGCUUUGGGAAACUUCACUUUUGCUGACGUCUUGCAGGACCUCCUCCUGCUACAAGGGAACAGCUUCUUGGGGUUAUGGUUGCAAAACAUGAUCUGGAAUCAGCUUUAACGGGUCCUCGGAUGUGAAUGCGGUGAACUGGUCACGAUCAAGGCUGCGUUUGCUGCAGAGGACAUUGGGUGUGCCAUGUGGGAGGUCAGGACCUCUUUUUUCCUCUCAGGGAGCUAAUGCUCUGAAAAGGGAUUUGGACACAACCGUUUCAAUCACUGCUUGGAAACAUGAUUGUAUUUUUACAGUAACAGUUUCAGCUGCUGGUGGCCUGGGUGAUGGAAGAAGACAGCUUUACUGAGCUCCUGCCUUAACCAGGUGUCAGCUUACCAUUCAAAAGCUUCGGAAACGACGUGAACACCACUUUGGAGCUCACAGCACCGCUGCUCAUAACUCCAACACCUUGGAUGGCUGUGCAAAAGUCACCUGUGUUACAGGUUUGCUGUUGCUAACUUUCAUCUCCACGAAUUAAAGUCAAUGUGCAUAUCACAUAAAAGGCAAAAUGCAUCCGGCUAAGUGGGGAAAAGGUGCUUACUGAUUUUUGUUUGCCUACCAUGCCCUAAGUCUGUAAUCAUGAAAUUGAAUAAAUCUUAAAAUUCAAUCUUUA
Molecule: messenger RNA, 1050 nt
Organism: Arvicanthis niloticus (Nile rat)
Lineage: Eukaryota; Metazoa; Chordata; Mammalia; Rodentia; Muridae
Source: RefSeq, a predicted model, not a curated record